GACCCUUAAGUCAAGGUAAUAGUUAAAUCCUAACUAGAAAACCGAGAAAAAUCAGUAAAUCCGGGUUAGAAAUGUUUUCUUAUUUUGAAACAGAAUAACGUUGCUGCUGUGUUCUCUCUUUACGAGUGCGUACUUUCACUGUUCCUAGUGAGAAACGGACUCUGAUGGCUUCCGCACCUGCUUCUCAGCCUUCUAAAAAAACGGUGGCCUCUCACGUCCCUUUUGCCGACCUGUGCUCUACUCUGGAGCGAAUACAGACGUGUAAGUCUCGUCCGGAGAAAACCAAGUAUUUCAAGGAUUUCCUGGAUUCCUGGAGAAAAUUCCAUGAUGCUCUUCAUCAAAAAGAGAAAGACGUCACGGAUUCUUUUUACCCAGCGAUGCGACUUAUUCUUCCACAGUUGGAAAGAGAAAGGAUGGCGUAUGGAAUUAAAGAGACUAUGCUUGCGAAGCUGUAUAUUGAACUGCUUAAUUUACCGAAAGGUGGGAAAGAUGCUGCAAAGCUUUUAAAUUACAGGACGCCUGCUGGCUCACGUGGAGAAGCUGGAGAUUUUGCAAUGAUUGCAUACUUUGUGUUAAAGCCUCGGAGCCCGAAACAAGGCAGGCUGACAAUAGAGCAAGUCAAUGAACACUUAGAUGCGAUAGCAAAUAACAACGCUGCUAAAAACAAGGGUCUGUUGAAGAAAAGCCUUCUUCAGUUGAUUACCCAGAGCACAGCACUGGAACAAAAAUGGCUCAUUCGGAUGAUUAUAAAGGAUCUAAAGCUUGGUGUUAGUCAACAAACUAUAUUUUCCAUUUUUCAUCCUGAUGCUGCUGAAUUACACAACGUCACAACUGAUCUGGAAAAAGUUUGCAGGCAACUGCACGAUCCCUCUGUCUCUCUUAGCGAUGUUUCUAUCACGUUGUUUUCUGCCUUUAAACCAAUGCUCGCUGCUAUUGCUGACGUCCAGCAAAUUGAGAAACAAAUGAAUAACCAGAUGUUCUACAUAGAAACUAAGCUGGAUGGUGAACGUAUGCAGAUGCACAAAGAUGGAGACGUGUAUAAAUAUUUUUCCCGAAAUGGAUUUGACUAUACUCAGCAGUUUGGGCCUUCCCCUCUUGAUGGUUCGUUAACGCCAUUCGUCCAUGGCGUAUUUAAGAGCAAUAUACAAAAUUGCAUUCUCGAUGGGGAAAUGAUGGCUUACAAUCCCGAGACGCAAACCUUUAUGCAGAAAGGAAACAGAUUUGACAUAAAAAGAAUGGUGGAGGACUCUGAUCUGCAGACAUGCUUCUGUGUGUUUGAUGUAUUGAUGGUUAACGAUCAGAAGUUGGGUCACGAAGUACUAAGCAGAAGGUACGAAAUCUUAAGCAGCGUAUUUACCCCGAUAACAGGCAGGAUGCAUGUUGUACAGAAAAAGAGUGCCAGAACGAGAAAAGAAGUAAUUGAUGCUUUAAAUGAAGCAAUAGAUAACAGAGAGGAAGGGAUUAUGGUGAAAGAUCCCACGUCCACCUACAAGCCUGACAAACGUGGGGAAGGCUGGUUAAAAAUCAAGCCAGAAUACGUCAAUGGGCUGAUGGAUGAACUAGACCUUUUAAUUGUUGGUGGUUACUGGGGAAAGGGCUCACGUGGUGGAAUGAUGUCUCAUUUUCUGUGCGCUAUUGCAGAGACGCCCCCUCCAAAUGAAAAACCGACUGUUUUCCACUCUAUUUGCCGUGUUGGCUCUGGCUAUACUAUGAAGGAAUUGUAUGAUUUAGGUUUGAAGCUGGCUAAGCACUGGAAGCCCUACAAUAGGAAGGAUCCUCCCUGUAACAUUUUGUGUGGAACUGAAAAACCUGAAAUGUACAUUGAACCUUGCAACUCUGUCAUAGUUCAGAUCAAGGCAGCCGAGAUUGUUAACAGUGAUAUGUACAAAACGGACUGUACUUUGAGAUUCCCCCGAAUUGAGAAGAUAAGAGAGGACAAAGAAUGGCAUGAGUGCAUGACUUUAGACAUGUUAGAAGAUCUCAGAAGCAAAGCGGAAGGGAAGCUGGCAUCUAAGCACCUUCACAUAGAUGAGUAUGAUGAGCCACAAGAGAAAAAAAGGAAAACUGUAUCAAAGGUGAAGAAGAUAAUUGGAAUAGCUGAGCAAUUUAAAGCUCCCGAUCUUUCUAAUGUAAGCAAGGUUUCAAAUGUGUUUGAAGAUGUUGAGUUUUGUGUUAUGACAGGAAUGGGAAAAUGCUCGAAGUCGGAACUGGAAAGCAAAAUAGCUGAAUGUGGCGGCAGCGUGGUACAGAACCCAGGGCCGGAGACUUACUGUGUCAUUGUAGGAGCUGAGAACGUCCGAGUGAAAAACAUCAUUGCUUCCAACAAGUAUGACGUGGUGAGGGCAGAGUGGCUCCUUCAGUGUUUUCAAACCAAGAUGCUGGUGCCUUGGCAGCCAGCCUUUAUGAUUCACAUGUCUCCUGACACGAAAGAACAUUUUGCUCGUCAGUACGAUUGCUAUGGAGACAGCUACACAGCAGACACGGACGUUGCACAACUCAAGGAAGUGUUCUCGAGAAUGAAGGACAAUACGGUGAUGCCUUUGGACACGAUUGCAGAGUUAGAAGAACGUUAUUCAUGGAACGCUUGUCAGCUCAGUAUGUUCAGAGGAAACACUGUUUAUGUGGACUGUUACGCUGUUGUUAAUGAGCCCAGAACCAAAAUCCAUGGAACAACACUAUCAAUUAGAGCUUUGGAGCUCCGUUUUUAUGGUGCAAAAGUAGUCCCUCUCCUUGAAGAGGGCAUCUCCCAUGUUGUUAUAGGAGAAGAUCAUUCGCGGGUAAAAGAGGUGAAAGCACUCAGGAGAACAUUUAGGAAAAAAUUUAAAAUUGUAUCUGAGCUGUGGGUAACGGAGUCAGUGGAGGAAGGAGUCCCAAAGAAUGAAAAUCAGUACUUAAUUUAAAGUUGUUUUUAAGCUUGGGGCAGAAGUGUUCUUGUUGGCAUGACUGGACUUGGAUAUUAUGAGGUUGCCUUAAUUUUUUGGUAUGUUUCCAUGUGUGUUUAAAGCUAGCUCUGGCUAAAGAAUAACACUGUAUUGUUGAAAUUAGAGAAGGUUUUUAAUUAUACCGUUGCAGAAGCAAGAGGAUGCUAAGCUAUGUCAGAGGAGGAAAAAAAAAACAAACCUACCACCAGAUAAAUGAUGUAAGCCUUUUACUUCACAGACAGGUCUCAGGAGAGAUCUAAUAUUUUACAUAAGAGAAUUGCUAGCUAUUAAUAGUGCUGCCUCCAUUGUUCAAAAUGGAGACAAUCAUUUACUAUUUUAUGGAGAUUCUACUAUUUAACAUAUUGUUUAUUUAUCAAUUUACAAUUGUAUUCAUGUUUCUGUAGGAUUGUUUUGUGUAUAUCCCAUAUGCUACAGAAUUCAGUAAUUUAUAAACCUUAUCUGUACUAUUUUAAUUUAUUUACAUUGGUUUUAGCAGAGCCCCACACAGCCUCAGUAGCACUUUGGGUUUAGGGUAUUGCAAUGAUCCUGUGUUUCUUUGUAUAAAUAGCCAUUGGAAAAUAGAACCUAAACUUCUGAUUGAGGUGCUAAUAAAUUAAGAAUGACCUACAUAUUUGUAAAGUGCAAAUCAACUACUUAAACUGUAAUGGUCUCCUGUGCUCGUUACAGUUAAAACACGAAGUGCAACGGAGCUAGGCUUUUACACUUCUCAGUUUUAUCUUCCAAAAAAUCUUUCAUAAGCUGUUUCAGUAAUGUGAGAUUAAUUUCCAAAUACCCAGUUCAACGCAUAUUUUUUCAAUUCCUAAAUAAAAUAUAUUAAAAUAUUUUUAAAGUCUGCCUGGUAUGGUUUUUUUAGCGAGAGAGAACUCUCUUGAAAACCGCAAAACAGUUUCUGAUUUUGCUCUGUGAGAUAAUUUAUACAUUGAUUUUGAGGGGAGAAAGGUUCAGGCCCCAGUUCUUGUUACGUCAAUGCUGGCAUCAAACAGAACGGCUCCUGGGCUGACGGCGCAGAACCAGAUUUUGGCUGACCUAUCUUUUCAGUGAUUUUUUGUGGUCAUGUUCAUAUAAAAAAUACUGUAAAAAGAAUUGGGAAAUGUUAUAUGAAAGUCUAACUGGAAGGAAGUUUAUUCUUAUCUUCUGUAGGUAGGGUUAGCAUUGGGAGCUCCCUUAUUAUUUGAAAUAUACUAAACAGGUAAAAUGUAAUAACCGCUUUUCUCAAGCCACAAUAUAAAUUGUUAAAAAGCAGAAUAUUUUUUGUAUACAUAAAAUAGUGUAUACUGAAAGACAGUGCAUUAUUUUUCCUCUAAUAAUUCAAGUAGAAAAUUGAUGUAUGUGAAAUAUAUCAUACGUCAGUUUUAACUUACUGGGCUGCUUCUGUGUAAUGUCAUAUAUUCUGAUUUACAAACAGAAAAUUAAAAGAGCAUUUGUCUUCAUACCCACGCAGUUUCUCAUUAAAUGGGUUUUAGUAAAACACAUGUUUUAGGUGAUCCUGGUUAGGAAAGUUAAGAGGAAAAAAAGGCAAAUGCAAAUUACAGCUGACUCUUGAGACAUUGUUAAAUAUCUCACUUUGAGAUCUCAAUGUUCUUUUCAGAGAUGUAUUUAAAAAGUAUUAAUUCCAGGUUGUCUUUUUGUGCUCUCAAAGCUAUGCAAGGCUGUGGAAUCUCAAACUAGUAGCUUACCAGCAAAAUUGUCGCUCUUUUUACUGACUCCUCAGUAGACAGUGUACUGAAGGUUUAUUUUUACAUUU
Molecule: messenger RNA, 4686 nt
Organism: Egretta garzetta (little egret)
Lineage: Eukaryota; Metazoa; Chordata; Aves; Pelecaniformes; Ardeidae
Gene: LIG4
Product: DNA ligase 4
Exons: 1
Coding region: 165-2900 (911 amino acids)
Biological process (GO): DNA biosynthetic process; double-strand break repair via nonhomologous end joining; immunoglobulin V(D)J recombination
Cellular component (GO): DNA-dependent protein kinase-DNA ligase 4 complex; DNA ligase IV complex
Molecular function (GO): DNA binding; DNA ligase (ATP) activity; ATP binding
Source: RefSeq, a predicted model, not a curated record